This is a messenger RNA of Trypanosoma grayi, 3057 nucleotides long. RefSeq names its product putative run domain Beclin-1 interacting and cystein-rich containing protein-like. The transcript has a single exon. The coding region runs from base 1 to 3057 and encodes 1018 amino acids. The record is from RefSeq and is a predicted model, not a curated record. Lineage: Eukaryota; Euglenozoa; Kinetoplastea; Trypanosomatida; Trypanosomatidae.
AUGCUCCACACGCUCGUGGGGCUCGACCGCGCGGUGCGGGACCUCCGCCUUUACGUUGAGCAGCAACAGCAACAACAGGGGUCUUCCUUGUCGCUCGCGACGGUCACUGUGACGCCGGCAGCGGCGCCCGCGCUUGUGGCGCGGCUUCUCAACGGCGUCGAGGAGGCCUUUACCCCCGACCCCUUGUGCGACGCGGCGGCGUUCUUCGAAAGCGUUGUGGUGCCACUCCUGCAACGGGCGCCGCGGCUGCACAAGACGCAUUUCCCGCUUGAGGAGACGCUCCGUGAGCGUCGGCCCGACGCCCCCGAUGCGUUCCGCUGCUGGUUGGUGGAGGGACUUAAUACGGUUGACUCCCUCCGGGAGGCGGCGCUGCUGCUGCUCGUGGGGAGGCGACCCGCGGGUGACGGCGGUGGCGGGGACAACGUGUUGUUCAGAAAGGAGCAAGUGCGACGGCUGCGGCAGUGCUUGGGACCGCGCACGUACCUGCUUCGGGCGGCGUACAUCACACCGCUCUUGUCGUUGCUUUACGAAGUGUGGCACCCCAGAGUUCACACACGGGCAGGAACGCGGCGUGUUGCUGUGCAGUACCGCCUGCUGCUGGCGGAGGCGCUGCCGCUCUUCCGUGAUGCGCCGCGGGAGGUGCACCUGGAGCGGCUGCGUCUGCACCGAAAGCGGCGAAAGAAGCAACAGCAACCAACGACUUCUGAAGCAGCAAGAACACCAACAAAUUCAAGUGUUGUGAAGGACGGGCUGGCGGGGAUGAAAUUGGCGCCACCAAUGGGCUCUUUGAGUGUUCCUGUAGAUGAUGGGGCGCCCUCGGAGGCGCCGCUGUGGUGGUCCCGGGUUAAAGAAAUGGUCUGCCCCCUCACUGACAAGGACGGCGAGGCCGAUUAUAGACACCGGCAGAAUCAUAACGACAACAAUGAGAAGAUCAACAUUGAUGAUGAUGAUUAUUAUUAUUAUGGGGAAUACUGUUAUGUAACUGAUGCCAGCACUCAGACAGCGGGUAGUGGUGUUGAUAGGAGAGACUGGGAGCAGAGAAGGGAUGGCGCUGAUGGUGUGGUGGCUGCUGCGUGUUUCAAUGGCAAUGUGACGGAUUGUAUUGGAGGCAGCAGUCGUAGCAGUAAUAAGAAUGCUGCGUGUCGAAGUAUUGGCACCAAUACAUUACAACCAUCGCCGCUCAUGACGACUAUGGAGCUGCUGGAUGCGCAAGAGCAGCUAGAGGCCACACGAGCGGCUCUUCGACGCGAUGGAGAAAGUCUGCAGCUGCGCGAACGGCACCUCGCAGAGUUGGAGGCAGAAUACAAGGAGAAGCUCAGCAUGCUCACGGAUGUGCUUCAUGGUGCGAAGAAGUUGUAUAACGAGCUCGUGAUGCACCCUGGAGGGCGAGGCGCUGGUGCAGAAGCAAGUCAGCAACAGCAGCCCCCUCAUCUCGCAGAGGUGGAGGCGCGUCUGCUUAAUCUUAUCGAAGUGAUUUAUGGCAAGGAUGGGGAAGGAGGAAGAGCGGCAGUGCCUGUUCCAGACACACCGGUGACACGCGCCAAGGCCCAACAAACAAUCUUACAGUACGAUGAGCGCCGACGCAAGCACCUGCAACAGGAGCGGCCGCGCACUACUACUGCUGCCCCAGUCAAUGCUGUUGCUUCAUUUGUUGGUGCUGCCAGUGUCGGUCCACUUGUGUUCCCACCGGUGGAGCUCCCUCGUGCAGUGCAGCUGCAGCAGCAAGCGUACCGCUGCCCCGGCUGUGGGGUUUCCCUGGACGGGUCCGGCCAGGGACUGUUCCGCUUUGGCAAGCCGCGCCGCUGUCACUACUGUACGCAGAUUUAUUGCCACGCAUGUCACACGAACCGCACAUCAGUGCUACCGUUUCUUGUGCUGACCACGUGGGACUUUACAACCCGGUACGUCUGCGACAGGGAUCACGCGUGGCUACAGCAGAACUGGAACAAGCCGUGGUGUACAAUGGGUGAUCGCGCGGGCCAGCUGGAGCAGCACCACCUCCACCCGGUUUCGCUACGGGGUUCAGUACAGCUCGCCAAGGUGCUGCGACACUGGUUCCUGGUGUGUUCGCAGAUGGUGCGCUGCUGCAGCGAGCCGCUCGCGGCGGACGUUGCGGCGCCACUACAGACGUACUACGCCGACACAGAUGUGAUGUAUUCUCUCAGCGACAUGUGUGGUAUCCAGUACAGCGAGGAGAGUGGCAUCGCUGCGCGAGAGUUGCGCAGUGGGCGGGGGUGGGUGCUCAGCACCGUUGGCAUUGCCGGUCGAGGACGCAGCAGCAGUAGCUCGCUCUUGCACGACGCAGCGCUGAUUGCCACAACGGUGGGGAACGUUGUGAGUGCAAUGCCGUACCCCGCGGCACUGGAGCGUCUCUGGGCCGCGAUGAGUGCGGAGAAGAACGGCGGCACACCCACUGUUCUUGGUCCUGCUACGGGUACUGCCGCUGGUGUAGAUGAGAAGCGAGUGGACCGUCCAAAGCCGCUGCCGUCAUCAGCGACGUUUGGGCAAAGCACACGUACGUCAUCUGCAUCUGCAGAGAGUGGUGCGGGUUCAAUGCCCCCAUCAUCAUCAACAAGAGGAGCAGCAGGUGGAGGAGGAGGAGGAGGAGCCGAUGGACGGCAGGACUUCUUGCGCUACCUUGUCACGCAGAUUCAGGCGAUGGAGCGGCACCUCCUCCGCGACUGCUCCUUCUGCGUUGCCCGCGCCACGACGGUGUGUGAGUUGUGUGGCGAACGCGACGACCAGACGCGACUUCUGCCGCUCAUGGACGCGGAGGUGGUAGGUGUGCGGCUGCUCGAGGCAGCGGCAGCGGCGGCGGCGUCGGCGUCGGCGGGGAGNCUCAUGGACGCGGAGGUGGUAGGUGUGCGGCUGCUCGAGGCAGCGGCAGCGGCGGCGGCGUCGGCGUCGGCGGUGAGGGAGACACCUCUUAUUGAGGCGGCGCGGGUGGCAGUGCAGUUGGUGCGCGGCAGCGGUGGCGGUGUUGCAGCGUGUGGGAAUUGCGGCACGCGGUACCACAGAGAGUGCCUUAUCAAGACGCGCUGCCCUCACUGCGUGUGA